Nannospalax galili (Upper Galilee mountains blind mole rat) is the source of this 1472-nucleotide messenger RNA. RefSeq names its product proteasome 26S subunit, non-ATPase 6 (gene Psmd6). The coding region runs from base 188 to 1357 and encodes 389 amino acids. NCBI's taxonomy places the organism in Eukaryota, Metazoa, Chordata, Mammalia, Rodentia, Spalacidae. Gene Ontology annotation, molecular function: protein binding. The record is from RefSeq and is a predicted model, not a curated record. Gene Ontology annotation, biological process: proteasome-mediated ubiquitin-dependent protein catabolic process. The transcript is spliced from 8 exons. Gene Ontology annotation, cellular component: proteasome regulatory particle.
GGGGCGCAGCGCUCAGACCGCGCCAGGCACUCCCGCUGGCGUCCAGCAGGGGGCGCUGCAGGCGGCGGCCGAAGCCCGGCCGGAAGUCAGGCUGGAGGCUACGGGGCGCUUUCACUGAGUACUCCGACUUCCGCUGCUGGGGCCGGGCGGCUCUCGGUUCCCCUCAGGUCGCAGCUCCGCCGCCACCAUGCCGCUGGAGAACCUGGAGGAGGAGGGUUUGCCCAAGAACCCCGACCUGCGUAUCGCCCAGCUGCGCUUCCUGCUCAGCCUGCCCGAGCACCGCGCGGACGCGGCGGUGCGCGAAGAGCUGAUGGCGGCCGUCCGCGAAAACAAUAUGGCUCCUUAUUAUGAAGCCUUGUGCAAAUCCCUCGACUGGCAGAUGGACAUGGACCUGCUCAGUAAAAUGAAGAAGGCAAACGAAGAAGAGCUGAAACGUUUGGAUGAAGAGCUGGACGAUGCGGAGAAGAACCUGGGAGAGAGUGAGAUUCGAGACGCAAUGAUGGCGAAAGCAGAGUACCUCUGUCUGAUAGGUGACAAGGAAGGAGCUCUCACAGCCUUUCGCAAGACAUAUGAUAAGACUGUGGCCCUGGGUCAUCGACUAGAUAUUGUAUUCUAUCUCCUUCGCAUUGGUCUCUUUUAUAUGGAUAAUGAUCUCAUCACUCGAAACACAGAAAAGGCCAAAAGCCUAAUAGAAGAAGGAGGAGACUGGGACAGGAGAAACCGCUUAAAAGUGUAUCAGGGUCUUUACUGUGUGGCUAUUCGAGACUUCAAACAGGCAGCUGAGCUCUUUCUUGACACAGUUUCAACAUUUACCUCCUAUGAGCUCAUGGAUUACAAAACGUUUGUGACUUACACUGUCUAUGUCAGCAUGAUUGCCUUAGAAAGACCAGAUCUCAGGGAAAAGGUCAUUAAAGGAGCAGAGAUUCUUGAAGUGCUACACAGCCUGCCAGCAGUUCGGCAGUAUCUGUUUUCACUCUAUGAAUGCCGUUACUCUGUUUUCUUCCAGUCAUUAGCAAUUGUGGAACAGGAAAUGAAAAAGGACUGGCUUUUUGCUCCUCAUUAUCGAUACUACGUAAGAGAAAUGAGAAUUCAUGCAUACAGCCAGCUGCUGGAGUCCUAUAGGUCAUUAACCCUUGGCUAUAUGGCAGAAGCAUUUGGCGUGGGUGUGGAAUUCAUUGACCAGGAACUGUCCAGAUUUAUUGCUGCUGGGAGACUACACUGCAAAAUAGAUAAAGUGAAUGAAAUAGUAGAAACUAACAGACCUGAUAGCAAGAACUGGCAAUACCAAGAAACCAUCAAGAAAGGAGAUCUGCUGCUUAAUAGAGUUCAGAAACUUUCCAGAGUAAUUAAUAUGUAAAACUAUUUAAAAAUGUAUUUCCUUUAAAGGUUUUAUGUGGAACUUUUAUAGCUUUCUUCACAACGUGCCAGCUUCGACAGCAUAAAAUAAAUACUGCAUUGUUCCUUUCAGUUUA